This is a messenger RNA of Astyanax mexicanus (Mexican tetra), 5651 nucleotides long. RefSeq names its product zinc finger protein 335. The transcript has 28 exons. Gene Ontology annotation, biological process: regulation of gene expression; brain development; positive regulation of neurogenesis. Gene Ontology annotation, cellular component: nucleus. The record is from RefSeq and is a predicted model, not a curated record. Lineage: Eukaryota; Metazoa; Chordata; Actinopteri; Characiformes; Acestrorhamphidae. Gene Ontology annotation, molecular function: RNA polymerase II cis-regulatory region sequence-specific DNA binding. The coding region runs from base 355 to 4989 and encodes 1544 amino acids.
AGCAGCCUCCUCUCCUGCGAAUAGUCCUUUACUCAUUCUGAUCCUACAUUCCACCAUUUAUUACUGUAAUUUUAAUUUGAUUACAUUCAUUAAAUCACAGAAUCAGACGGGAUUAACAGUUAUAUUCUCGGUGAACAGCGCAGCGCCUGUUUGUGUCUCAUGAUCAGGAUCCGGUUCUGCUGCAACAGGAAGAAGCGAUGAGAGGCUGAUGGCGCCCGACUAGAAAGCCGUAGCGAGAAUCGCUUACUGAUCCGGAUUAAAUCCAGCGCGGCGGAGGCUCGGGAGCGGGUCCGGGAACGCGCCGUCGUCUCUAGACGCAGUCCGAACUAGGACAGUUUCACUUCAGAAGCACAGAUGGAUUCAGAGGAGAUUGAGGUGGAGAGCAGCAGUGAUGUGGGACACUCUGGGAUGGAGGAGCCGUCCGAGAGCGGGAUGGGCAUGGAGUCGUCAGAGGCGAUGUCUGCUGACAGCAGUGACACGGCCACACUGCCAGCCCUCGCUCCAGAGUCUGACUGCCAUGUGGGACAGAGCUCAGAGGGCAUUGUGGUAUUUAUUCCAGAGACGAGUUCCAGUACAGAUGUGCGUGGAGUUCACCUCCCAGACUCCUCCUCUGUUGCUCAGUCGACCAGUGUCUCCAGCGUCUCCACCGUGACCCAGUCCGUCCUGGUGUCGGAGUCCGCUCAGGUCCUAGUGCACUCCAGCGCUGUUUCUGAGGGAGGGAUGAUGGUGUCUGACUCUACAGCAUCAACCUCCUCAGACCUGGGAUCCGCAAUAGACAAGAUAAUCGAGUCAACUAUUGGGCCUGAUAUUAUGAAUGGGUGUAUUGCAGUAACAAGUGCAGAAGACGACAGUGCUGAAACUACACAGUAUUUAAUCCUACAAGGACCAGACGACGGAGCUCCUAUGGUUGCUCAGAUGUCUUCCUCAGCAUUGUCCAGCCGCAUCGCCAUCGAGGCCUUAGCGGACGGGCCCACCUCCACCUGCCUGGACCAGGCUGACCUAUCAGAGAGUCAACCCGGACACUCCAGCUACCCCGAGCUGGAGGACGGGAGCAGCAGCAGCAGCCGGCCUGACCAGCCCCAGCACUCGCAGUACGUGGAGUGCGGAGGAGGGGGGGAUGACCCGGAUCAGACCGCCGAGGCCCGGUACAUUGAGUGCUCUGGGGCAGAAGCUGACCAGACGCCCCGCCAGUCACGGUUCUCAGAUUACGGAGUGGGUGGCUAUGUGGCAGAAUGCAGCGGGGCCGACAGCAGCCCCCAGAGGAGCUACGUGGUGGAGUGCAGCGAUGGCUAUCUGCCUGAGGACGGACAGGAUCAGCCUCAGCACUCUCGCUACAUCGACAGCAGUGUGGACGACGGUGAGCCCAGCCACCGCUAUGUGGAACACGUAUCCGCCUCGGAGCAGGACUCUAACGCAGCAGAAGAACCACAGCACUCCUACAUGGACCAGAACUCGCUGUACGCUGACGACGGUGCCGUUCAGCACUCACUGGCUGACACAGCCGGUUCACAGCCGCCCGACCACAUGGAGUGCAGCGAAAGCCAGGCUGGUCCGUACAUCAGCAGCAGCGGCACUUACUCCACCCACCCCGAGCCUGAGGCCGUGCCACAGUGGUCCCCAGAGCCGGACGGCUCAGCGGCGCCCCAGGAGGACGAUGUGGCGGUGGUGGAGUCUGGGGUUGUAGCUGGGCCGGGGACCAGAGCUCCGGACCUGGCAGAGCUAGAGGAGAUGAUGGAGGUGGUUAUAGUGCAGCAGUUCAAGUGCAAGAUGUGCCCAUAUAAAAGUGUGUCCAAGGACACGCUCAUCAAUCACAUGAGAGACCGCCACUUCAAACCUCAUGGUGAUCCACCCAAAAAGCGAGGAAGGGGGCGACCAAGGAAGUCUGACACUCUGGCACGACAAGCAGCAGAGGUGAAGAAAGAAGAUCCACCAGAGGAGGAAGAGGAUGAUAUUGUAGAUGCAGGAGCCAUUGAUGAUCCUGAAGGUGACAGUGACUAUAACCCAAAAGAGGAGCAACCGAGGCCCAGACCACCGCCUCAUCGACCAGCUCCUCCCUCCUGCUCUUCAUCUUCAUCAUCGUCUUCAUCUUCAAGGAAACGGCCUCGCAGGAUGGUGGGCCCACCUCGCAAGUUCCUUUUUCACCAAGGAUUUACAGAAACCUCAGCACCAGCCACUCAGACGAGCAGCAAAACAGACUCUCAGGCUCCUGAAGAGGCCAGUUCCUCUGGGCUGGAAAACGGGUCAACCUCCUUAUCCAACGGCUGCACAGCGGAGCCAGGGGUGAGCCAGUCCGAUUCAGAGAACAAAGACCCCUCGUCAAACACAGGACCGGAGGAUGACGAGUUUUUCCCCAGAAAGCGAGGGAGGCCUUCCAAGCGUUUCUUACGCAGGAAAUAUAAGAAGUAUAUAAACCGGAACAAGUACUACAAAUCUCUAAAGCCUCUGCUGAGACCACACAACUGCUGGAUCUGUGGGUCACGCUUUCUGUCUCAAGAAGAUCUUCGAUUUCAUGUGGAUUCCCACGAAGGAAACGAUCCAGAACGCUUCAAGUGCCUCCAGUGCAGCUACCGCUGCAAACGCUGGUCUUCCCUGAAAGAGCACAUGUUCAACCACCAGGGUACCAAACCGUAUAAGUGUGACACGUGUGAUUACUCCAGUGUCUACAAGAAGGACGUGAUCCGACAUUCUGCAGUUCACAAUAAAGACAAGAGGAGGAAGACAGAAGUGUCUUGUGAUGACACUCCUCAGAUUCAGAAAGUAUUGGAGUUCCCGUGCCCCAUCUGCCACCGCGUUUACCCCAUGCAGAAACGCCUCACUCAGCACAUGAAAACCCACAGCACAGAGAAACCCCACAUGUGUGAUAAGUGUGGCAAAUCCUUCAAGAAGCGGUACACUUUCAAAAUGCACCUGCUCACACAUAUCCAGAACUGUGGAAACAGCUUGUUUAAAUGUGAAUUCUGUGAGAUCACCUGCACUGAUAAGAAGCAGCUGUUAAACCAUCAGCUGACCCAUACCAAUGACAAGCCCUUCAAAUGUGACUACUGCAAGUACUCCACCAGCAAAGAGGAUUUCCUGGUGUCUCACAUUGCUAUUAAACACACUGGAGAGAAGCCCUUUUCCUGUGACUUGUGCCACUUCAUGACCAAGCACAGGAAGAACCUGCGGCUGCAUGUGCAGUGCCGUCACCCCGAGGAGUUCGACAAGUGGAGCCAGGUUCACCCUGAGGAGCCAGUGCAGCGGCGCAGGAAACCCUUCUUCACCCUGCAGCAGAUCGAGGAGCUCAAACAGCAGCACGAGAGUCAGGGUCUGCAGGACACCAUCGUAUCGAUGGACCCUUUAACUCUUCAAACCAUGGAGCCCAUGGGGAAUGCCUCUGUGUCUCAGGAUGCACUGGGAAACACCACAAUCAUCUAUGAGCAAGCUCAAUCUUCAGACAUGUCAGCUCAGAAUGCCCUAGACCUUCUCCUGAACAUGAGCAACGCCCGAGAGUUAGUGGGAAACUCACUCCAGGUAGCUGUACUGAAGUCUGAUGGGAAGACUCUAGAAGCAGGCUCGUGGUCUGGAGCGGAGUCUGCAGAUCAGAGUUCAUCUCUGCAGCAGCAUAAAGUGGUGACGUUUCAUGUGUCUGAGAACGGGGAAACGCUUGUUCAGGAGGCGUUUGAGGCGGUGGCUGAGGAGGAGGCGGGAGGAGAAGGAGGCCAGGAGUUUACGCAGAUCGCUAUCAGUGCCUACGAGAGUGCAGGAGAGUUCAGUUUGGUGGAGCAGGCAGCUGAGGAGAUCCACAGCACUGGCCCUGCUUAUAGCGGUGAGGAGGAAAGCUCGGUUGAAGCUCAGGAAGUGAGCAAUGAGUCCUUGUCUGUGUCGACUCCACUAAAAGAACAUAAGGACAAGUUCUACCUGAGCUCCAGCUUGGUUGAUGGAGUGCUGCAGCAGGUGGAGCUGAGCAGUGAGACAAGCUGCUCUCCAUCCCAGAGUGUAUCCCUGCACAACCAGCAGCUCAACACCAAGCGCUUCUCCUGUCGGGUCUGCAUGGAGACUUUCCAAGGCCGUUCUGACAUGGAGAACCACAAGAGGGCGCACGUGGACCCGAACACAUUCAAAUGCCCUGACUGUGACUUCACUGCCCACUCCUGGCCAGAAGUCAAGACUCACAUGGGCAUGCAUUCCUACCUGCGGCCACACAAAUGCACUCACUGCAGCUUCGCUUCCAAAAACAAGAAAGACCUGCGGCGCCAUAUGAUGACGCACACCAACGAGAAGCCUUUCUCCUGUGAAGUCUGCGGACAGAGGUUUAACCGAAACGGCCAUCUAAAGUUCCACAUGGAGAGGCUUCACAUGCAGGAUCCUCCUCCACGUAAGCCCAGAUCCAGCGGCUCCCAGCAGACUAUCAUAGUCAACAGUGAUGAGGAGGCUCUGGCCACACUACAGUCUUUGCAAGCAGGUCAGGCUGUGAUCAGUUCAGAGCAACUGCAGCAGGCUCUGGAGCAAGAACACAUAAUUGUGGCACAGGAGCAAUCUCUCUCUGACCAGGAGGAGGCGACAUACAUCCAGCAGAUCACUACUGUAGACGGCCAGACGGUGCAGCACUUGAUGACCGCAGACAAUCAGGUGCAAUAUAUAAUCUCCCAAGAUGGCGUACAGCACUUGAUCCCACAGGAAUAUGUGGUGGUCGCUGAUGGGAACCACAUUCAGAUGGAGGACGGUCAGAUUGCUCAUAUCCAGUAUGAGCAUGAAGGGGCGUUUCUACAGGAGCAGCAGAUCGCUCUGACUCACGACGGACAAAUCCAGUACUUCCCCAUCAGCUCUGAGCAGCAGAUAGUCAGUCCUGAGGAUCUGGAGGCCGCCGCCCACUCUGCCGUCACCGCUGUAGCCGACGCAGCCAUGGCCCAAGCUCAGACGGUCUACACCACAGAGGCCACGCCCGAACAGCUGGAGCAGAUGCAGCAGCAGGGCAUCCAGUACGACGUCAUAACCUUCACAGGGGAAUAGAGACCUUACACACGCUGGUGUAAACACACUCGGAUUGCGAUACAGGACGCGGCCUGACGUCGUCAAGAAACGUGAAGAUCAGCAGCUCACUUCCCUGUUCUUCAUAGAGAACUGAACGGAUGAAGAUGACUCAAUCUGCUGUUACCGCGUGAGGCAGGCCGUGUGCAGCAGAGAUAUUAUUUGUGUAUAUUCUGUACAGUAUGUAAGAAGAUUCAGUGAGGCGGUACAGUCGUAAAAUAUGAUAUGACAUCACACCUUGUAAUUAUUUAAUAUGAUUAUCUUGCUGUGCCUCCACUGUUCUGCUUUGUAAAAUAUAGCGAGAGUGAAUUAAAGAAUCAGUAUUUAAUUAAAUAUAAGCAUUGGUUUGUUAUACUGUAGGAAAUGUUGAGGAAGAGUGACUGCAGAUGGUACUGGGUACUGUUUCUCUGUUUGGGAGCCACACCAGAGCAAAUGUAUGGACUUUUAUUUUGUAAUAAGUCUCUCUGAAGCAGUGGUGAAGUAGCAUUUUGUUUUUUGAUUUAUGUCUAUGUUUUUUAUGUGUAGAUAGAGAAUUUUGCAGGAGGUCUCUGCUUUGAGAGGCAAAGCUGAGAGUGAAUGCUCAUACCAAAUAAAUCAUAAAUCUACUUUAACUAAGCUGUCUGAAGUAAACAGCCAACCUGGAA